UUGGCUGGUUCUGGAUGACCUCGGUCACUGCGUGCCCAGUCGGUCACUGGUCCAAUCUGGACACACUCGAUCCAGCUGCCACCUGGCUGGUUCUGGUGAUCGGGUCUGCUGUCCAGCUGGCUGUUCUGGUGGACUGGUCUGCUGCCAGUCUGGCUGGUUUGGUGACUGGGUCAGUGCAGCUGGUGUUCUGUCAUGAUGUACAAAUGUAGUUGCAGUUUCUGUCGGUGUGGGUGCGUUCUGUAAUCGCUUAACUUGUGAUGUGUUGUCUACAGUGACUGCUGGUAGAGCUUUGUCUGUGAUCUGCGUGCGUGUGUGUGUGUGUGUGUGUGUGUGUGCGCGUGUGUUUGUCUGUGUGCGUGUGUUUUUGCUGUGUGUUUGUUAGGUUUGUGAGUGGAUAGUCAGAGAGACAGUAACUCAGGCUACAUGUAAGCCUGUGUGUUUGCAUAUCUCGUGUGUGUGUGUGUGUGUGUGUGUGUGUGUGUACAUGUGUGUGUGUGUACGUGUGUGUGUGUGUGUGUACGUGUGUGUGUGUGUGUGUGUGUGUGUGUGUGUGUGUGUGUACAGCACAGCAUAUGCUCCAGUGUAUUUUUAACCAUGUGUCCGGGAGCUUGUUUAUACUGGGCUCAUGUACCCCUGUGUCAUCACCACGCACACACACACACACGCACGCACACACACGCACACACACACACACACACACACACACACGUACACACACACACGUACACACACACACGCACACACACACACACACACACACACACACACUCGCAUUGACUUCCCUGGAAGAGUCUGGUUCCUUGGAAAAUGUGUUCCUUCUCUUGGCAGUGAUUUUCCUGGCGGCUGUUGCUAGACUUCAUUUUGUUAAAAGGAAGAACCGUUCUAUGACAAACUUAGUAAAAAAAAGUACUGUGUGAGGUUGGAUUAGUAGAAAUGGUUGUAAUAAAGAUGGUCUAACGUGUCUCGUUUCAGAGCCGUCAGCCAGUCCAGCGAAGGAUAACCACAGGAUGAACAGCUACAAGAACAAAGCCCUGAAUGUGGAGGAGAUGAGGCGCAGGAGAGAGGAGGAAGGAAUCCAGCUUAGGAAGCAGAAACGGGAGCAACAGGUACAGAGCAUAACCCACCUGUAUAGCACCUAGCACGGCUAGCCCCACUGCUGGUGUCUAAACAGGAGAGAGGAGAUACAGAGCAUAACCCACCUGUAUAGCACCUAGCACAGCUAGCCCCACUGCUGGUGUCUAAACAGGAGAGAGGAGAUACAGAGCAUAACCCACCUGUAUAGCACCUAGCACAGCUAGCCCCACGUGGUGUCCUUAACAGAGAGAGGAAUACAGAGCAUAACCCCACCUGUAUAGCACCUAGCACAGCUAGCCCCACUGCUGGUAGUGGUCUAAACAGAGAGGGGAAAGAACAGAGAUAAACCCACCUGUAUAGCACCUAGCAACCGGCUAGCCCCACUGCGGGUGUCUAAACAGGGAGAGAGGAGAUACAGAGCAGAACCCACACUGAUAGCACCUAGCACAGCUAGCCCCACUGCUGGUGUCUAAACAGGAGAGAGGAGGUACGGAGCAUAACCCACCUGUAUAGCACCUAGCACGGCUAGCCCCACUGCUGGUGUCUAAACAGGAGGUAGAAGGGCACCUAGCUCAGGAAGCCGAAACUAGAGCAACAUUAAUGUAGCACCUAUAAAACACACACACACACACACACACACACCACACACACACACACACACACACACACACACUGCUGUGCUGUUUCUCUCCUGUACUUGGCAGCUCUUCAAGAGGAGAAACGUUGACAUGUUGAACGAGGAGGGAGUCAUGUUUGAGAGUCCACUGGUCGACUCAUACGUCACCUCCACAGCCACAGAGGAAGGAGUCCUGACUAAAGACCUGGUGGAGAUGCUCUUCUCAGAGGACCCAGAGCUCCAACUCACCACAACACAGACGUUCAGGAAACUACUGUCCAAAGGUACCAGGCUGUUCAGUGAAUAUCAUCAGGUUAUUCUGUAGCCUGUCUGUGUAUUAGCCGUGCUCUUCACUCACUGUUGUCUCUCCUGGUCCUGGGGACCCUCAGGGUGUUGCUGGUCCUGGGGACCCUCAGGGUGUUGUCCCUCCUGGUCCUGGGGACCCUCAGGGUGUUGCUGGUCCUGGGGACCCUCAGGGUGUUGCUGGUCCUGGGGACCCUCAGGGUGUUGUCUCUCCUGGUCCUGGGGACCCUCAGGGUGUUGCUGGUCCUGGGGACCCUCAGGGUGUUGCUGGUCCUGGGGGUGUUGCUGGUCCUGGGGGUGUUGCUGGUCCUGGGGACCCUCAGGGUGUUGUCACGCCUGGUCCUGGGAACCCUCAGGGUGUUGUCCCUCCUGGUCCUGGGGACCCUCAUGGUGUUGUCCCUCCUGGUCCUGGGGACCCUCAGGGUGUUGUCACGCCUGGUCCUGGGGACCCUCAGGGUGUUGCUGGUCCUGGGGACCCUCAGGGUGUUGCUGGUCCUGGGGACCCUCAGGGUGUUGUCUCUCCUGUUCCUGGGAACCCUCAGGGUGUUGUCCCUCCUGGUCCUGGGGACCCUCAGGGUGUUGUCACGCCUGGUCCUGGGAACCCUCAGGGUGUUGUCCCUCCUGGUCCUGGGGACCCUCAGGGUGUUGUCACGCCUGGUCCUGGGGACCCUCAGGGUGUUGCUGGUCCUGGGGACCCUCAGGGUGUUGCUGGUCCUGGGGACCCUCAGGGUGUUGUCACGCCUGGUCCUGGGAACCCUCAGGGUGUUGUCCCUCCUGGUCCUGGGGACCCUCAGGGUGUUGUCACGCCUGGUCCUGGGGAUCCUCAGGGUGUUGCUGGUCCUGGGGACCCUCAGGGUGUUGUCUCUCCUGGUCCUGGGGACCCUCAGGGUGUUGUCCCUCCUGGUCCUGGGGACCCUCAGGGUGUUGUCUCUCCUGGUCCUGGGGACCCUCAGGGUGUUGUCCCUCCUGGUCCUGGGGACCCUCAGGGUGUUUCUGGUCCUGGGGAUCCUCAGGGUGUUUCUGGUCCUGGGGACCCUCAGGGUGUUGCUGGUCCUGGGGACCCUCAGGGUGUUGCUGGUCCUGGGGACCCUCAGGGUGUUGUCUCUCCUGGUCCUGGGGACCCUCAGGGUGUUGUCCCUCCUGGUCCUGGGGACCCUCAGGGUGUACAGGCUGUUGCUCCAAGCCCAGCCCGGCACUAACACAGCUGAUUAAGCUACCUCCCUCUAGGGUGGUGAAGGUUGUGAGUCCAUGGUGCUAAUUGUUAGACACUUUCUCAUAUAUUCUGUGUCUGAUCUUGUUCCAGAACCCAAUCCACCUAUUGACGAGGUCAUCAACACCCCAGGCAUUGUAGAGAGGUUGGUAGAGUUCCUGAAGAGGAGCGUCAACUGCACAUUACAGGUGAGACCUUAAUAUAAAAGUUAACCCAGACUGGAAAACUGGAGGAUGUUCAGUCUUGAGUAGCUAGUAAUUCAUUGUGGAUAUCUUUGGCAAUUAUUGCAGUCACAAUAACAUUUCUGUCAUUGUAUGUUUUUGUAUAAUCGAGUUUUAUUAUCAAUAUCAGUGUGUCAUUAAUAAAGUCUCUGUCUGUGUAGUUUGAGGCGGCGUGGGCGCUGACCAACAUAGCGUCAGGUACGUCCAUGCAGACUAACAUAGUAAUCGAGGCGGGAGCAGUACCCAUCUUCAUAGAACUACUCAACUCUGACUUUGAAGAUGUUCAGGAACAGGUAAGGCCAACACUACAUCUAAACAGGCAUGGAAAAAUGGAUUACAAGACUGUCUUUCAUUUCUACCUAGUUUUGCGCUCUCUCUCUCCCCUCUCUUCUCUCUCUCUCUCUCUCUCUCUCUCUCCCCUCUCUUCUCUCCUUUCUUUCUCUCUCUCUCCUCCUCUCUCCUUUCUCUCCCUCUCUCUCCCCUCCCCUCUCUUCUCUCCUUUCUUUCUCCCUCUCCUUUCUCUCUCUCUCUCUCUCUCCUCCUCUCUCAGGCGGUGUGGGCUUUGGGUAACAUAGCAGGGGACAGUCCAGUGUGCAGAGACUACGUACUCAACUGUAAUAUCCUACCACCACUAUUAAUGCGAGUACACAAUCACACACUACUGUUUUUGUUGGAAGUAUCAGUGAAAGCAGAGUUGAAAGUCUUGUGUCCUCUGAUAUCUACUACUCCACAUAAGACGUUCGCUCAUGGCUCCUCUCCCCUGUUCCUCUCUCCAGGCUUCUGACCAAAUCCACCAGACUGACCAUGACUAGGAAUGCAGUGUGGGCUCUGUCCAACCUGUGCAGGGGGAAGAGCCCCCCACCUGUAUUUGAGAAGGUAAGACACAAACCCCAUAUUCAUUUAGCAUGUGCUGAUCUGAGAUCAGUGUUGCCAUUUAGAUCGUAAUUAAUCAGAUUACACGGACAGGGGAGACCUGAUCCCACAUCAGCUCUCCUACUAUGAGACACUGUAUGAAUAUGGCUCCAGAUCUCUGAGCCGCUGUAUGAAUAUGGCUCCAGAUCUCUGAGACACUGUAUGAAUAUGGCUCCAGAUCUGUGAGACGCUGUAUGAAUAUGGCUCCAGAUCUGUGAGACGCUGUAUGAAUAUGGUUCCAGAUCUCUGAGCCGCUGUAUGAAUAUGGCUCCAGAAUAUGGCUCCAGAUCUCUGAGCUGCUGUAUGAAUAUGGCUCCAGAUACUGUAUGAAUGGCUCCAAUGGCUCAGAUCUCUGAGACUGUAUGAAUAUGGCUCCAGAUCUCUGAGACGCUGUAUGAAUAUGGCUCCAGAUCUCUGAGACGCUGUAUGAAUAUGGCUCCAGAUCUCUGAGACCUGUAUGAUAUGCUCCAGAUCUCUGAGACGCUGUAUGAAUAUGGCUCCAGAUCUUGAGACGUGUAUGAAUAUGGCUCCAGAUCUCUGAGACGCUGUAUGAAUAUGGCUCAGAUUGGCUCCAGAUCUCUGAGACGCUGUAUGAAUAUGGCUCAGAUCUUGAGCCUGUAUGAAUAUGGCUCCAGAUCUCUGAGACCUGUAUGAAUAUGGCUCCAGAUCUCUGAGACGACUGUAAUUGAAUAUGGCUCCAGAUCUCUGAGACGCGUAUGAAUAUGGCUCCAGAUCUCUGAGACGCUGUAUGAAUAUGGCUCCAGAAUAUGGCUCCAGAUCUCUGAGACGCUGUAUGAAUAUGGCUCCAGAUCUCUGAGACGCUGUAUGAAUAUGGCUCCAGAUCUAUGAGACACUGUAUGAAUAUGGCUCCAGAAUAUGGCUCCAGAUCUCUGAGACUCUGUAUGAAUAUGGCUCCAGAUCUCUGAGACGCUGUAUGAAUAUGGCUCCAGAUCUCUGAGACGCUGUAUGAAUAUGGCUCCAGAUCUCUGAGACGCUGUAUGAAUAUGGCUCCAGAUCUCUGAGACGCUGUAUGAAUAUGGCUCCAGAUCUCUGAGACGCUGUAUGAAUAUGGCUCCAGAAUAUGGCUCCAGAUCUCUGAGAUGCUGUAUGAAUAUGGCUCCAGAUCUCUGAGACACUGUAUGAAUAUGGCUCCAGAUCUCUGAGCCGCUGUAUGAAUAUGGCUCCAGAAUAUGGCUCCAGAUCUCUGAGACGCUGUAUGAAUAUGGCUCCAGAUCUCUGAGACACUGUAUGAAUAUGGCUCCAGAAUAUGGCUCCAGAUCUCUGAGCCGCUGUAUGAAUAUGGCUCCAGAAUAUGGCUCCAGAUCUCUGAGCCGCUGUAUGAAUAUGGCUCCAGAUCUCUGAGACGCUGUAUGAAUAUGGCUCCAGAUCUCUGAGCCGCUGUAUGAAUAUGGCUCCAGAUCUCUGAGCCGCUGUAUGAAUAUGGCCCCAGAUCUCUGAGCCGCUGUAUGAAUAUGGCCCCAGAUCUCUGAGAUGCUGUAUGAAUAUGGCCCCAGAUCUCUGAGAUGCUGUAUGAAUAUGGCUCCAGAAUAUGGCUCCAGAUCUCUGAGACGCUGUCCGAAUCGCUACAAACUAAUGUAGAAAGAUGAGACUCUCACGAACACAAUUGUGUUUUCCGUUCUGCUCUACGACCCCCACAAGUGUCACGGGACUCGUCUGAUGGUAACCGGUACGGUUUAAAAAAUGAAUGGAAUUAUGGAGUAGUUUUGUGCCUCUACCCAAAAAAAGGGGUUAAAUAUGUGUAAAAAAAAUUGAAUAUUUCCUGAUCCUUCUUAUGUCUCCUAGAUAAAGGACAGAGACCUUAUUCCUUAUUAUUUAAUUUUGGCUUUUUUUGGGGGGGGCAGUUUUUUUUUUUUUUUACAUCUAAAGGGGUCCUAAAAUUCUAUAUAAAAUAGCUAAAUGAUCCAUGUUAUGACCAUCUUAAAACAAUUCCAUAUGUCAGCUUAGUAAUAUGAAUCCCUCUUGUUUGGUGUGUGCUCCCAUAACCACAACCACUCUCCUUUCUCCUGUUUAGUGUGUAUGCUGCUACAUUCACAGCUCCUUGAAUCUAAACCGUAACCGCUAGCUCAAAUAAAUAAGGAGGUUCACAACUUGGGAGUUGAAACCAGUCGUUCAUUGAGUUCUGAAUCUAAACCGUAACCGCUAGCUAGAUGAAGUCAGGCUUUUGACAUCCAGACGCCUAUGGGGCCCUGAUCACAGCUAGUGCACUAUGUAGGGAAUGAGGUGCCAUUUGACUCAAUUUGGGUGCCGUGUUAUGCCCGGCUGUUAGCUAGCUAGCUGAUGGUUUAAUCUGCUAGUGACUCUGGCCAGCCAGAACAUAAAAGCCCCAGUGACUCAGAGACUGAGCAUGUGACCAGGGGAUGGUAUGUGACGAGGCAGGAGUUUCUCUCACCCUGUAAAUCUCUCAAUAGUCUAAAGUGUUAUCCCUCUCUUCAGCUCUGUUUCUCUACUGUCAUUAAUGUUACAGGGACAGGAAGGCAUUUUUUUUACUAUUUCAGAUUCACUCAGGGUGAGAAUACACUUAGAUGGUUCCCUUGCCUGUCACCUUUCCCUUACGGUAACAGUAAUGGGACGUUAUAGGGUCAGAGAGGGCAUGGCAUUCGGCCCUAUCAGUAGUGCUAAAGGAGAGAUGUUCGAGUAUCGCUUUCCUCGUAUCGAAAUCAUUGACUUAGCACAGAAUGCAUUCUACAAAGAGAACAUCAAACAAGAGUUCACAGCGUGAUGUCAGAAACGUCAUAUCAGAAUGAGAAUGUCAGAGUUCACAGCGUGAUGUCAGAUAGGUCAUAUCAGAAUGAGAAUGUCAGAGUUCACAGUGUGAUGUCAUAUCAGAAUGAGAAUGUCAGAGUUCACAGCGUGAUGUCAUAUCAGAAUGAGAAUGUCAGAGUUCACAGCGUGAUGUCAUAUCAGAAUGAGAAUGUCACAGUUCACAGCGUGAUGUCAGAAACGUCAUAUCAGAAUGAGAAUGUCAGAGUUCAGAGUGUGAGGGGAGGUCACAUUUCUGUUUGUACACUUGUUUAAAUGGAUAUGCUUCUUAAUAAAGCCCAUUUGAAACAUGCCAUUUACACUUUGUUAUUAUCAUGGCAUUUCAUUAUUAUUCAGGGUUAUUACUUGGCAUUUCUUCAUUUGUUGAUUAAUACUUCCAAGUUGGAAAGGAUCUGUCGCAUUUACACAGCAUUAAUGGAGUCAGAAUAAAGAUAUACGUCUACCUUGUCCUUGGUUGGCUUUUCUGCAUAUACAUAUAUAUAUUUUUUAUACAGAUCCUAUUUAGAUGCACAAAAUAAUUUUAAUGAUGUAUGAUGGGUUUUCUCCCACUUUUCCCAAAAUAUUCACAUAACGUCACAAACCCUGCUGCUGCGGUCAUUCGAUUGCAGUGGCAUUGACCUAUGAUCUUCAAAGAGAGGACACCGUAAUUUAGAGAAAUAAUGUAGCCUAAGCUACUGAAAAUAGGCCUUUUUACAAGAUUCAAUAAUGACAGGAGCGUUUGAUUUUAUUAAAGAGAGAGAAUCCAGAGAGAGGCUACAGGGAACCUUCUGAACGGACAUAUAGGCCUAUAGAGGGAAUCAGCGAACUCACGCACACCCCUGUAAAAGCAUCCGUCAAUCAAAGCCACCAGCGUAUAUGUCAGACGCAAGCAAAUAUUUAUCCUUUCCUUAAAACAUUUUUUUUAAAACCUAAGCCUACCUUUUGGCUUUUGAAAGUAGGCUAGAAGAUCAUGAAUUGACAAGGAAAGUUAUGAAGUGGACAGCUACGCUGUAGUAUGACGAUGAAAUGUGACGAUUAUUAUUAAAUGGAAACAAAUACAUGCAACAUGUCCAUAGCCUAUUUAUCAGCCACGCUGAUUAUCGAGGAGGAGGAUGUUGGAAAGAUUUUUAAAAUACUGUGAGGAACUACUAUAAUUUCAAUGGAUGUAAAAAAUACAAAUAAAAAUAAAUGUUAAAAGUGUGUAGCCCAAAAUGUUCAGAUCCUACAGACAGAAGUCGGGAGAACCGACUUACUCACUCACUCACGUCAUUUAGCUCUUAUCCAGAGCGACUUACAGGAGCAAUUAAGGUUAAGUGCCUUGCUUAAGGGCACAUCGACAGAUUUUUCACCUAGUCUGCUCAGGGAUUAGAACCAGCGGCCUUUCGGUUACUGGCACAACGCUCUUAGUCCCAAGUCCCAAGACGCUUGUGGGGGUCGUAGAGCAACAUGGAGAACACCAUUGUGUUCCAUAGAGGGUCAUAAUACACUGAACAAAAAUAUAAACGCAACAUGUAAAGUUUUGGUCCCAUGUUUCAUGAGCUGAAAUAAAAAAAUUGCAAAUUUUCCAGAUGCACAAAAAGCUUAUUUCUCUCAUUUUGUGCACACAUUUGUUUACAUAUUUGUUAGUGAGCAUUUCUCCUUUGCCAAGAUAAUCCAUCCACCUGACAGGUGUGGCAUAUCAAGAAGCUGAUUAAACAGCAUGAUCAUUACACAGGUGCACCCUUGUGCUGGGGACAAUAAAAGGCCAAUCUAAAAUGUGCAGUUUUGUCACACAACACAAUGCUACAGAUGUCUCAAGUUUUUGAGGGAGCAUGCAAUUGGCAUGCUGACUGCAGGAAUGUCCACCAGAGUUUUUGCCCGAGAAUUGAAUGUUCAUUUCUCUACCAUAAGCCGCCUCCAAUGUUGUUUUAGAGAGUUUGGCAGUACUUCCAACCGGCCUCACAACCUCAGGCCACGUGUAACCACGCCAGCCCAGGACCUCCACAUCCGGCUUCUUCACCUGCGGUAUCGUCUGAGACUAGCCACCCGGACAGCUGAUGAAACAGGAGUGUUUCUGUCUGUAAUAAAGCCCUUUUGUGGGGAAAAACUCAUUCAGAUUGGCUGGGCUUGACUCCCCAGUGGCUGAACCCCUGCCCAGUUAUGUGAAAUCCAUACAUUAGGGCCUAAUUCAUUUAUUUCAAUUGAUUUAUUUACUUAUAUGAACUAUAACUCAGUAAAAACUUUCAAAUUGUUGCAUUUAUAUUUUUGUUCAGUAUAGUUUGUAGGCCAAACCGUUCGGACGCUACAGACGAUUUUGUGAGUAGACCGAUUUUCUUGAUGUCAUGGUCUGACAAACACCGCUCUAGCUCUGUCACGUUUCACCGCAGAUGCAGAAGUGCGACAUCAGCGGAUGCGGUGGAUUGAGACACAUCCAUUGCAAAAAAAAACAUAUCUCUAGCUUAAACUGACAGAUCUUUAUGGAUAUUUAUGCUAAUUCGAUUUCUGCGGGGGCGCUGACAUCGAUUCUAGGGGGUUAACAGAAAUUAAUGUAACCAAAUGACAGGGAUUAACGGUAAAUUGCCUGUUUUGCGAACGGUAGGCUACCACAUGGGCAUUCAUUAAAAGUGCAUUGUGGGUCGACACUGUAUGGCUACUAUUCUCCUUUACAGGGAUAGGAGGGUGGCCAUUUUUUUUUUGGGGGGGGGGGGUCUCUCCAAGGGCGGCAUAUCGGCCAGGACCGGGGCUGAUCAGCGUUGAUUAGUCUAUAAAUUAACAAAAUAUUCCGUAUAAAAUUAUACCAUGCCAGGUUGAAGAGGAUUGGCCCAUUGUCCAUCUGACACAACAUUAGCCCAUUAUAGUCAAUUUUUUACUGAAGUGCCAUUAGCGUUUUACACCCCCAGCGCAUCUAGCAGGUUAGCUCCUCAAGCGUCAAAGGACAGUUGGAAAGAGGAGAUGUAGAAAGUUUAAUGUACAGACAAAGUUAGCAAAACAAUUCCUUAUAAUCAUUAGUAAAGACUCCUGCUGUUGGAAAGUAUUCAGACCCCUUCCCUUUUUCCGCAUUUUGUUAUGUUACAGCCUUCUUCUAAAAUUGAUAUCAUAUAUUAUGGGGUAUUGUGUGUAGAUUUGAGAUUUUUUCUAAAUUAUAUUGAUCGGACAUGAUUUGGAAAGGCACACACCUGUCUAUAUAAGGUCCCACAGUUGACAGUGCAUGUCAGAGCAAAAACCAAGCAAUGAGGUCGAAGGAAUUGUCCGUAGAGCUCCGAGACAGGAUUGUGUCGAGGCACAGAUCUGGGGAAGGGUACAAAAAAAAAUCUGCAGCAUUGAAGGUCCCCAAGAACACAGUGGCCUCCAUCAUUCUUGAAUGGAAGAAGUUUGGAACCACCAAGACUCUUCCUAGAGCUGGCCACCUGGCCAAACUGAGCAAUCGGGGAGAGAAGGGCCUUGGUCAGGGAGGUGACCAAGAACCCGAUGGUCACUCUGACAGUGCUCUAGAGUUCCUCUGUGGUGAUGGGAGAACCUUCCAGAAGGACAACCAUCUCUGCAGCACUCCACCAAUCAGGCCUUUAUGGUAGAGUGGCCAGAUGGAAGCCACUCCUCAGUAAAAGGCACAUGACAGCCCACUUGGAGUUUGCCAAAAGGCACCUAAAGGACUCUCAGACCAUGAGAAACAAGAUUCUCUGGUCUGAUGAAACCAAGAUUGAACUCUUUGGCCUGAAUGCCAAGUGUCACGUCUGGAGGAAACCUGGCACCAUCCCUACGGUGAAGCAUGGUGGUGGCAACAUUAUGCAGUGGGGAUGUUUUUCGACGGCAGGGACUGGGAGACUAGUCAGGAUCGAGGGAAAGAUGAACGGAGCAAAGUACAGCGAGAUCCUUGAUGAAAACCUGCUCCAGAGUGCUCAGGACCUCAGACUGGGGCAAAGGUUCACCUUCCAACAGGACAACGACACUUAGCACACAGCCAAGACAAUGCAGGAGUGGCUUUGGGACAAGUCUCUGAAUGUCCUUGAGUGGCCCAGCCAGAGCCCGGACUUGAACCCGAUCUAACAUCUCUGGAGAGACCUGAAAAUAGCUGUGCAGCGAAGCUGACCAUCCAAACUGACAGAGCUUGAGAGGAUCUGCAGAGAAGAAUGGGAGGAACUCCCCAAAUACAGGUGUGUCAAGCUUUUAGCGUCAUACCCAAGAAGACUCAAGGCUGUAAUCGCUGCCAAAGGUGCUUCAACAAAGUACUGAGUAAAGGGUCUGAAUACUUAUGUAAAUGUGAUAUUUCAGUUUAUUUUUUUACGGCCAAGACUUGUCUAAACUGUUUUUGCUUCGUCAUUAUGGGGUGUUUGUGUGUAGAUUGAGGAUGUUUUCUUUUUUUAAUCCAUUUUACAAUAAGGCUGUAACGUAAACAAUGUGGAAAUAUUCAAGGGGUCUGAAUACUUUCCGAAGGCACUGUCGGUAAAGUGAAUGUAUUUAAGCGGUUUAGACCGUAAUUUGAUUUUCAUCACGGUCUUCAUCCAUGACCGUCAGUUACACGGUUAUUCAAUCACCGUCACAGUCUCUAGCCCACACCAUGGCCCAUAUUACUGAAGCUUCCCUUUCCCCAUUCUACCGUCCAUUCACCCGCAUAUUACAUGUCAUAAACCACUUUUUUUAAACUACUAGCGGGACCCUUGUUUUUGGUUUGAUAACAAAUGACCUUGUUUAGUCAUGGUACCUAGCUAGCGAAUAACCUAGUAACUUGACCAAUAGGCUAUGCACACAUUUGUAUGGCACAAGAAAAACUUUAAAAAGGGGUAAAUAGCCUAGUAAAAGAGAUGUGCUUCUAAGGUAGGAUGGAUAUUUUCGGGUGAUUCUCAUGAAACCAGUUUUAAAAUGUCUGCAGCAAAAUCAACUAUCAUUCGGAGGACUAAGAUGUUUUCGUUUUUGGGAUAGUGUCUUAUUUUAAAUACAUUUUUAAAUUUUUGCCUGCAUUUUGCAUAUUUUCACCCCAAAUUCUCAUUACCGAAAUGCGUCCGGUUAAAUUCUCCAGUCAUUUUAAUUAGGAUUUUUUUGUUGAAAAACCUAACUUAUUUGAAUAAAACACUAAAGAUAUGGUGCUGUAGUUUGUCCAUAAAUCAUAAAAAUGGUAUGUUAGUUGAAGUUUACAUGAAACUAUAAUAUUUAUUAUGUCAGUGAACAUGUCUCAUUACCGUAACAUUUCUUUUCAAGUUCCUGUUAAAAACUCCAAAUCAGUUUUUAAAUAGUCACCCAUGAUGCAUCAUCUAGAGAAGUAGUCCUUAGAUGAGCACAAGUUAAUUUAUUCGCUUAUGUCUUCUGAAUGAGGUUCUUGUUCUCCAACACCCCAUUUACCCCACUUGGCCUUCUCAAUACUGAAACGGCUAAAGAGCUAAAAUUGCGGAAAAGUGAUCAUUUUAUUUUCAUAAUAAUUGUAUGAUUUCAUUUGAAAUAUUUUAUUUUCAGUGUUAUGUUUAACUCCGGCCUUUUCAUUAGCAAUGUUAUAAAACUAUUAGAAAUAUUGAUUUGUUUUACCUUUAUGGACUUUGAAAAAUGUUGCGUAGUGAGAAUUUAGAAAAUGUUGGUAAAAUGCAUAAAAUCUGAUCAAAAAACAUAGUUAUGAAAUAGAUAAGGACAGAUCCUAAUCUCAGUGAUUCAAGAGGACAUUUCUUGAAGAUGACACUUAGUCGACUGGUCGAUUGUUCGGUCGACUGAGAUUAUAUAUAUUUUUUUAAGCAGUUGUAUAAAACACUGAUUCACGGGAUGAAACAAUCCAUCACUCUUAAGAUGUGCCACUGAAAAUGUAUAUUAUUAUAUUAACUAAUAACACUAAUAAAAAUUAUAUUUUAUAACCAUGGCUUUGUCCCGCGUUGGAUAGCGGUCACUGUCCGCUGUUCUGAAACAUAAUCUUCAGUGCGCCAUUGAAUUGGUGCCUUUCCCUAGACCAUGUUACUAUGUGCAUAAUAGUGAAGUUAACAAGCACAUUGGUGUUGAGAACAAUGUGGUGGAGGCAGGAAGUGGAGUGAGGUAAUUAGGAAACAGCCCUUGCCUUUAAAGUGGAACUGACAUCGUUUUAACUACUUUGCAGAUAUGAAACAGACAAUCCAUAAUGUCAGUCAAAAAAAUCUAAUUCCCAGUCCCCCAGGUCAAUAGGCUAGACUGUCCCCGUCUGGCCUCCAGGUCAUAAGUCGACUGUCCCCCUGUCUGUCCUCUGUCCCCCCAGGUGUCUCCAUGUCUGCAGGUCCUCUCUAGACUGUUGUUCAGCAGUGAUCCAGACCUGUUAGCGGACGCCUGCUGGGCCCCUGUCCUACAUCUCUGAUAGAAGACACUAACUGUCCCCCUGUCUGUCCUCUGUCCCCCCAGGUGUCUCCCUGUCUGCAGGUCCUCUCUAGACUGUUGUUCAGCAGUGAUCCAGACCUGUUAGCGGACGCCUGCUGGGCCCUGUCCUACCUCUCCGAUGGACCCAACGAGAAGAUCCAGGCUGUCAUCGACUCCGGCGUCUGCAGGCGCCUCGUAGAACUGCUCAUGUCAGUGUGUGUGUGUGUGUGACUGCAGCCACCUCCACUUCAGGGGGCUCAGCGGUAGUAACUUUGAAUGUGUUUUCUCUCUGUCAGGCACACAGACUACAAGGUGGCGUCUCCUGCUCUGAGGGCAGUGGGGAACAUCGUUACUGGUGACGACAUCCAGACACAGGUGGUGUUGAACUGUUCAGCCCUUCCCUGUCUGCUCCACCUCCUGAGUAGUGCUAAAGAGUCCAUCCGUAAAGAAGCCUGCUGGACCGUCUCCAACAUCACAGCUGGCAACAGGGCUCAGAUACAGGUGAGGUCCAGACAUUACUCAGGCAUACAGACACUACAGGUACCACACAGAUACACAGAGAUGUUCAUGAUAUGUGGACAACCCUUCAAAUGAGUGGAUUCGUCUAUUUCAGACACACCCGUUGCUGACAGGUGUAUAAAAUCGAGCACACAGCCAUGCAAUCUCCAAAGACAAACAUUGACAGUAGAAUGGCCUUGCUGAAGAGCUCAGUGACUUUCAAAGUGGCACCGUCAUAGGAUGCCACCUUUCCAACAAGUCAUUUCGUAACAUUUCUCCUCUCCUAGAGCUGCUCCCGAUCAACUGUAAGUGCUGUUAUUGUGAAGUGGAAAUGUCUAGGAGCAACAAUGCUCAGCCGCGAAGUGGUAGGCCACACAAGCUCACAGAGCGGGACCGCCAAGUGCUGAAGCGCAUAGCGCGUAAAAAUCGUCUGUCCUCGGUUGCAACACUCACUAUUGAGUUGCCAAACUGCCUCUGGAAGCAGCAUCCAGCACAAGAACUGUUCGUUGGGAGCUUCAUGAAAUGGGUUUCCAUGGCUGAGCAGCCGCACACAAGCCUAAGAUCACCAUGCGCAAUGCCAAGCGUCGGCUGGAGUGGUGUAAAGCUCGCCGCCAUUGGACUCCAUUGAGCAGUGGAAACGCGUUCUCUGGUGUGAUGAAUCACGCUUCACCAUCUGGCAGUCCGAAGGACGAAUCUGGGUUUGGCAGAUGCCAGGAGAACGCUACCUGCCCGAAUGCAUAGCGCCAACAGUAAGGUUUGGUGGAGGAGGAAUAAUGGUCUGGGGCUGUUUUUCAUGGUUCGGGCUAUGCCCCUUAGUUCCAGUGAAGGGGAAAUCUUAACGCUACAGCAUACAAGGACAUUCUAGAUGAUUCUGUGCUUCCAACUUUGGCAACAGUUUUAAGAAGGCCCUUUCCUGUUUCAGCAUGACAAUGCCCCCGUGCACAAAGCGAGGUCCAUACAGAAAUGGUUUGUCGAUCGGUGUGGAAGAACUUUACUGGCCUGCACAGAGCCCUGACCUCAACCCCAUCACACCUUUUGGGAUGAAUUGGAACGCCGGCUGCAAGCCAGGCCUAAUCGCCCAACGUCAGUGCCCCGACCUCACUAAUGCUCUUGUGGCUGAAUGGAAGCAAGUCCCCUGCAGCAAUGUUCCAACAUCUAGUGGAAAGCCUUCCCAGAAGAGUGGAGGCUGUUAUAGCAACAAAGGCGGGACCAACUCCAUAUUAAUGCCCAUGAUUUUAGAAUGAGAUGUUCGAUGAGCAGGUGUCCACAUACCUUUGGCCAUGUAGCGUAUCUUUUACUUGUAUGUAAUUUAGUACUGUUUCCACCACUGCUUAUGUGGGGGAUAAAUUGCCACAACACACACAGGCAAGGGGAUUCGGUGUCCUCUGCCUAGCUUCUCCCAACGUAGAACAAACUCCAAAAAUAAAUGUUUACGCCACCAAGAGGUACUUUUGUAAGAGAAUGACGUAAACGCUAUUAGACAUUCAUGGUAAAUCACCGUGUACUGUCUGUAUUCCUACUGUAGCAGCAUGGUUGUAGAAUAUUACACUCUCAGAGACGCACGUUAGCUAGCUAGCUACGACACGUUGUACAGAUGUCCAACGAGCAGGUGUCCACAUACAGCCACCGUACUCCACAGUUACAGAUGCAUAACACAGACUGGUACAGUUCAGACCACUAUACAGAUCCAAAGAAAUAUUCCAAGACCUAGGUAUUAGGUAUUCUCUUAGUCUUUAGUUUGAAUAAAGGAAAUCAGGUUUGUGCCGCUCUCUAGUUUAGUUUAGUUAGUUAGCUGUCAUCUUUCUAUCUAACUACUCAUACUUUUCUAUGUUCUUCCUCUCCUCCUCUCUCAUUCCUCCUCUCCUCUACUAGACGGUGAUCGAUGCCAACAUCUUCCCUGUGCUGAUCGACAUCCUGCAGAAGGCAGAGUUUAGAACCAGGAAGGAAGACAGCCGGGCCACACUAACGACACACUACGGAGGAAUGCCUGAACACCCCCCCCCCCCCCCCGUUCAGGUAUGAAGCUACACCACCUCACCAGACAGAUAGAUAUGACCACCCUCCACCAGGACAGAAUAGAUAUGACCACGCACCAGGACAGAUUAGAUAGACCCACCUCACCAGGACCAGAGAGAUAUGGACCCACCUCCACCAGGAAAGAUAGAUAUGACCCACCUCCACCCGGACUCAGAUUAGAUAUGACCCACAACACCGGACAGUUAGAUAUGACCCACCCCACCUCCACCAGGACAAUAGAUAUGACCCACCUCACCAGGACAGAUUAGAUAUGACCCACCUCACCAAAGGACAGAGAUUAGAUAUGACCCACCUCACCAGGACAGAUUAGAUAUGACCCACCUCUCCAGGACAGAUUAGAUAUGACCCACCUCACCAGGACAGAUUAGAUAUGACCCACCUCACCAGGACAGAUUAGAUAUGACCCACCUCACCAGGACAGAUUAGAUAUGACCCACCUCUCCAGGACAGAUUAGAUAUGACCCACCUCAUCCAGGACAGAUUAGAUAUGACCCACCUCACCAGGACAGAUUAGAUAUGACCCACCUCACCAGGACAGAUUAGAUAUGACCCACCUCACCAGGACAGAUUAGAUAUGACCCACCUCACCAGGACAGAUUAGAUAUGACCCACCUCACCAGGACAGAUUAGAUAUGACCCACCUCACCAGGACAGAUUAGAUAUGACCCACCUCACCAGGACAGAUUAGAUAUGACCCACCUCACCAGGACAGACUAGAUAUGACCCACCUCCACCAGGACAGAUUAGAUAUGACCCACCUCCACCAGGACAGAUUAGAUAUGACCCACCUCACCAGGACAGAUUAGAUAUGACCCACCUCACCAGGACAGAUUAGAUAUGACCCACCUCCACCAGGACAGAUUAGAUAUGACCCACCUCACCAGGACAGAUUAGAUAUGACCCACCUCCACCAGGACAGAUUAGAUAUGACCCACCUCACCAGGACAGAUUAGAUAUGACCCACCUCCACCAGGACAUAUUAGAUAUGACCCACCUCACCAGGACAGAUUAGAUAUGACCCACCUCAUCAGGACAGAUUAGAUAUGACCCACCUCACCAGGACAGAUUAGAUAUGACCCACCUCACCAGGACAGAUUAGAUAUGACCCACCUCACCAGGACAGCUGGUAUAGUUAGAUUAUAGAUAGUGUAGGCCUAGCUCUGUUGCCCUUUAGUACUGCAGGGUAGAGGUGUCUGGGGUUGUUGUAUUGGUAUUGAUCUGUUAUUGCUUUCACCUAUAGUCCUUUCAGAUCAGAGAUUGACCAUGGGAAGUGUAAAGAUCCUUGGUCCAUGUCAGUAUAGGAAAGAGUGGGAAGUGUAAAGAUCCUUGGUCCAUGUCAGAAAUAGGAAAGAGGGAGGGGUCAAGAACCCUAGUCCAUAGCUGUGUUCGAAUACCCAUACUAACAUAUACUGUAUACGACAUACUUAAUGAGUAUAUACUAUAUACUAUUAGUUUAUUUUACUAUACUGUAAACUAACGGUAUCCUUUCAGUUGAGCGUACUAGCGCUUCGCCUGUCUACCGGAAGUUGAUGCUGUUGCUAUGCAACCUCUUGCUAGCUUGUUAGCAUAACAAAUGACUAGCUAGACGUUUUACGAUUUCGGGUGUGUUCGUAAAUUCAAUCUGGAGUGCCAGAGUGCGUAAAUUCAGAGCGUUGUCAGAUUGUCUGUUCGCUGAGGAGUAGGGUUGAUACGAGCGUUCUGACCUCACAACGGCGGUCAAGCGCCCAAGCUAACUGGCUAAGUAGCUUGUGGCUAAGUAGCUUGCUAGCUACUUCCAGCCACAAAUGAGAGAACACCUCACUGACCAUUUUACUCACCCUAGCAGAGCUGAUUAGGCUCUUUUCAUGUUAUCCAGAGCGUUGUUGGCUGUAACUGUGCUGCUGGCAACAAUUUAAUUACGCUUGUUUUUGCCAACGUUUACUGACACCGGACAUAUUCAACGGGUGUUGAGCGUUCGUAAAUUCAUCAGUUAUUCUGCGCUCUGGCACACUCAGACGAGUGCUCUGAAAUCGAAGUAGAUAGCCAUAAUUAACCAUGUCCAUUGAGAACUCACAACGACUAUACGACUUAGCUAAGAAUGACGUGAAUAAUCAAAGCAAUAAAUGUUGGGUAGUUAGUUCGAUAGCAUAUAGUUAAUAUACUUCCUGGCAAGUUCGAUGUAUUAGUAGCCAACUAACGUUAGGACGGUAACUAGCUAACAUACCGGUACAUAAUGUAAUGCUAUGCGGUUCGUAAGGAUAGCGUAGCUAACAAAUUGUCAGCCAACAUUUUCUUCAAAUCUGAAAACGUUGUGAAGCCACGCCCAUUAUGGGCCCUAAAAGCACAGAAAUAGUGUCCACUGCUUGUAUACUUCGUAUUUUGGCGAACUUUUGGCAUACUAACUAUAUCCAUACUAUGACCAAUAAGCAUACUACAUAUUACAUUUAUGUCACAAAUAGUAUGGUUAGUGCAGUUAGUAUGAGUAUUCGAACACAGCUCAGUAUAGGAAAGAAGGAGGGGUCAGGGAGAGGUGUAUGUUUUCCUCACUUCCUCCUCGUGUGGUCUGAGAUUCCAGGCUUAGCUGUUUUUCCACGGUUUGCAUCCGUAAAUACCCGCGUUGUCACGGUGAUAUCAGACAGGAGCUAUACUUGGUGAACGUGUGUGUCUGAGGCCUAUAUUAAAUUUCUUUGCAGUUCUUUUUCCCUCUGUCAGUGGAAUGUCACGAGACACUAACACUCCUGUCUCAGGGCCGCUGCAUUUGGCAAGCUGUCUGCCGAUUGUUACCAAACCCAUUCCUAGUAUAGAAUCUCUCUCUCUUCUCGUCUCUUCUCUCUCUGUUCUCUCUCUGUCUCUCUGUCUCUCUCUCUCCUCUCUUCUCUCUCUCUCUCUUCUCUCUCUCUCUUCUUCUCUCUCUCUCUCUCUUCUCUCUCUCUCUCUCUCUCUGUUCUCUCUCUCUGUUCUCUCUAGGUACCUGGUGAACCUGGGCUGUAUCAAGCCUCUGUGUGACCUGUUGACAGUGAUGGACAGUAAGAUAGUCCAGGUGGCCCUGAACGGUCUGGAGAACAUUCUGAGACUGGGAGACCAAGAGGCCAAGCAGGAUGCAGGACCCAACGGUACCGGCAUCAAUCCCUACUGCUCUCUCAUAGAGGAGGCCUAUGGUACGUAUAUACAAACAUCAAUCCCUACUGCUCUCUCAUAGAGGAGGCCUCAGUUCAUUCAGGAAGUAUUCAGACCCCUUGACUUUUUCCACAUUUUGUUACGUUACAGCCUUAUUCUAAAAUUGUUUAAAUUGUUUUUUUUCUCCCCCUUAUCAAUCUACACACAGUACCCCAUAAUGACAAAGCAACAACAGUUUUUUAGACAUUUUUGCCAUUGUGUAAAAAAAGAAUUACUGAAAUAUUACAUUUACAUAAGUGUUCUCAGACCCUUUACUCAGUACUUUGAUGAAGCACCUUUGGCAGUAAAUACAGCCCCUAGUCUUCUUAAUUAAUUAUUAAUUUAAUUAAUUAAUUAAUUAAUAGUCCAGGUUCUUGGGUAUGACGCUACAAGCUUGGCACACCUGUAUUUGGGGAGUUUCUACCAUUCUUCUCUGCAGAUCCUCUGAAACUCUGUCAGGUUGGAUGGGGAGCGUCGCUCCACAGUUAUUUUCAGGUCUUUCCGGAGAUGUUCGAUCAUGUUCAAGUCCGGGCUCUGGCUGGGCCACUCAAGGACAUUCAGAGAAUUGUCCCGAAGCCACUCCUGCGUUGUCUUGGCUGUGUGCUUAGGGUUGUUGUCCUGUUGGAAGGUGAACCUUCGCCCCAGUCUGAGGUCCUGAGUGCUCUGGAGCAGGUUUGCUCCGUUCAUCUUUCCCUCGAUCCUGACUAGUCUCCCAGUCCCUGACGCUGAAAACAUCCCCACAGCAUGAUGCUGCCACCACCAUGCUUCACCGUAGGGAUGGUGCCACCAUGCUUCACCGUAGAGAUGGUGCCAGGUUUCCUCCAGACGUGUGACGCUUGGCAUUCAGGCCAAAUAGUUAAAUAUUGGUUUCAUCAGACCAGAGAAUCUUGUUUCUCAUGGUUUGAGAGUCAUUUUGGUGCCUUUUGGCAAACUCCAAGCUGGCUGUCAUGUGCCUUUUUACUGAGGAGUGGAUUCCGUAUGGCAGCUCUAUCAUAAAGGCCUGAUUGGUGUAGUGCUGCAGAGAUGGUUGUCCUUCUAGAAGGUUCUCCCAUCUCCACAGAGGAACUCUGGAGCUCUGUCAGAGUGACCAAGGCCCUUCUCCCCCGAUUGCUCAGUUUGGCCGGGGGCGGCCAGCUCUAGGAAGAGUCUUGGUGGUUCCAAACUUCUUCCAUUUAAGAAUGAUGGAGGCCACUGUGUUCUUGAGGACCUUCAAUACUGCAGAAAUGUUUUGGUACCCUUCCCCAGAUCUGUGCCUCGACACAAUCCUGUCUCGGAGCUCUACGGACAAUUCCUUCGACCUCAUGGCUUGGUUUUUUCUCUGACAUGCACUGUCAACUGUGGGACCUUAUAUAGAUAGGUGUGUCCUUCCAAAUCAUGUCCAAUCAAUUGAAUUUACCACAGGUGGACUCCAAUCAAGUUGUAGAAACAUCUCAAGGACGAUCAAUGGAAACAGGAUGUACCUGAGCUCAAUUUCGAGUCUCAUAGCAAAGGGUCUGAAUACUUACGUGCAAAAAUGUCUACACCUGUUUUUAGCCUUGUCAUUAUUGUGUGAAGAUGGUUGAGAAUAAAAAAAAUAAUUAUCAAUUUUAGAAUAAGGCUGUAACUUAACAAAAUGUUGAAAAGGUCAAGGGGUCUGAAUACUUUCUGAAUGCACUGUAUAUGCAAACACGUUCAUACAGUACAGACACACACACUUCCGUAUACAUACACUUACAUAAAUCUGCCAUGUGUAUGAAUAAAUCAUGUUGACCUUUCCCCUUCUCCUCCUCCCCAUCUCCAGGUCUGGACAAGAUAGAGUUCCUUCAGAGCCAUGAGAACCAGGAGAUCUACCAGAAGGCCUUUGACCUGAUAGAGCACUACUUUGGAGUGGAGGAUGAGGACCAGAGCCUGGCUCCUCAGGUGGACCAGGCCAACCAGCAGUUCCUCUUCCCCCAGCAGGAGGCACCCAUGGAGGGCUUUCAGCUA
Messenger RNA from Coregonus sp. 'balchen', 21007 nucleotides. The record is from the annotation of a GenBank genome assembly. Lineage: Eukaryota; Metazoa; Chordata; Actinopteri; Salmoniformes; Salmonidae.